AUGGUAUAUACAAGGGUUGGUGUUUGGAUACCUCAGUGCCCCCCAAAGAACUGGGAGGCUAGGUCGUGGUCUGGAGAUGGAGACGGCCAUCAGGAGCACUCCACUCAACUGGGGUUGCCUCUUGCGGCUCACUCGAUCGAGCUUGCUCUUGACUCGAUCGAGUUGUGCUUCGAGUUAGCCACUCGUCUUCCUAAAACCUGCUCCUGAAAGUCUGAGAGCGAGAGAUUGAGGGAGGAAAGGAGAACCAAGAAGAGGAAUGACCCCAUUAGUAGUGAGAGUGAGCAAGGAGAGUUUGAGAUUGGGGUGAACCUUGUUCAAGAGGAGGGUGAAAUAGCUCUCCAAGUGAAGAAGGAAGUGAUGAGACUGAGAGUGAAGAGGAAGGAGAAGAGGUGA
Molecule: messenger RNA, 393 nt
Organism: Microthlaspi erraticum
Lineage: Eukaryota; Viridiplantae; Streptophyta; Magnoliopsida; Brassicales; Brassicaceae
Source: the annotation of a GenBank genome assembly